This is a messenger RNA of Myxocyprinus asiaticus (Chinese sucker), 5455 nucleotides long. RefSeq names its product histone demethylase UTY-like. The transcript has 30 exons. The record is from RefSeq and is a predicted model, not a curated record. Gene Ontology annotation, biological process: regulation of gene expression; heart development. Gene Ontology annotation, molecular function: protein binding; chromatin DNA binding; histone H3K27me2/H3K27me3 demethylase activity. Gene Ontology annotation, cellular component: MLL3/4 complex. NCBI's taxonomy places the organism in Eukaryota, Metazoa, Chordata, Actinopteri, Cypriniformes, Catostomidae. Bases 343 to 4467 code for a protein of 1374 amino acids.
GAUUGGCUGUUGAGCCCAGAGAGGGCGUGUCGACGGCGACGGCGUGGGUUCGCCUGUGUGACACAAUUACAACAACUUUAAUCUGGCGGAGGACUGAAGUUUCAUAUUGUUUUAAUAAAUUGAGCAUUUCUAAGUGUGCACGGGCUGCAACUCACGCAUAAAAACUGAGCCACCGCAUCACGCGUUUUAUUAAAAAAAAAUGUAAGACGCGCCACUGGAGGGCUAACUCACUUCUUACGGGGCUUCACAAACCGAACCGCGUUUUUACUGGGAAAAGUUCCGUUAUAUUGUGGCUUUCGGGCGCACGGAGAUCGCCUUCACUCGAUUCUAGGGUGCGAUUCCAUGAAAUCGUGCCGAGUGUCGCUCGCUGCUGCUGCUGGUGAUGAGGAGAAGAAAAUGGCGGCGGGAAAAGCGAGUGAACGCGAGGAGGAGGACGCGCCGCGACUGAACGCGCAGGAGAGCGACACUCUGGCCCGCAUCGACAGCUCUCUGUUCGGAGAUCAGCGGCUUCAUGAAGAUGGCGCCAGUUUGAAGGCCCUGCUGAUAAAGGCCGUGCGCUGCUAUGAAUCUGUCAUCCAGAAAUCUGAAGGGAAAGUGGAUCCAGAGUUCUUCUGUCAGCUCGGUCAUUUCAACCUCUUACUAGAGGAAUAUUCUAAAGCAUUAUCGGCGUACCAGCGGUACUACAGUUUACAAUCAGACUACUGGAAGAACGCUGCAUUUCUGUACGGCCUCGGGAUGGUUUACUUCCAUUAUAAUGCAUUUCAAUGGGCGAUCAAGGCAUUUCAGGAGGUGUUGUACAUCGAGCCCGGCUUCUCUCGAGCGAAAGAGAUUCACCUGCGUCUCGGACUGAUGUUUAAAGUCAACACAGACUACGAGUCCAGCUUAAAGCAUUUUCAGCUAGCGCUCAUCGACUCCAACCAAUGCACUUUGUCCAAAGCUGAAAUUCAGUUUCACAUCGCACAUCUGUAUGAGAUUCAGAAGAGAUACCGCACGGCUAAAGAGGCAUAUGAGAGUCUCUUACAGACAGAGAAUUUACCUGCACAGGUGAAAGCUGCUACAUUACAACAACUGGGCUGGAUGCAUCAUACAGUGGAGCAGUUGGGUGAUAAAGCGAAUAAAGACAGUUAUGCUAUCCAGUGUCUACAGAAAUCUCUGGAAGCAGAUCCAAACUCCGGCCAGUCCUGGUAUUUCCUCGGCAGGUGCUACUCCAGUAUUGGGAAGGUCCAGGAUGCGUUCAUUUCAUACAGACAGUCCAUUGACAAAUCAGAGGCCAGUGCAGAUACAUGGUGCUCUAUAGGCGUGUUGUAUCAGCAGCAAAAUCAGCCCAUGGAUGCGUUGCAAGCGUACAUCUGCGCCGUGCAACUGGAUCACAGUCAUGCCGCAGCCUGGAUGGAUCUGGGCACGCUUUAUGAGUCCUGCAACCAGCCGCAGGAUGCCAUCAAGUGCUACAUUAAUGCCACGCGCAGCAAAACCUGCACCAACACCGCUGCGCUGGCUGCACGCAUCAAAUACCUGCAGGCUCAGUUCUGUAACCUCCAACACAAUAGUCUACAGAGUAAAAGUAAAAUGCUUCCUAGUAUUGAGGAAGCGUGGAGUCUCCCAAUCCCAGCAGAGCUAACGUCCAGACAGGGCGUCCAGAGCGCAGGCAUGCAGGCGUGUAAACCUCAUCCAGGGUCAUCGGGGGCGUCUCACGGAUCUGGUCAAUCACUGCCACCUCACAUGAGCGCGCUGGAUCAGGCCGAGGGUCAGACUAGCCCGGCCAAGAGGAAACGGACCGCCAGCCCUGCAAAGAGUUCAGAGUCGUGGAGCAACAAUCCAGCACAAACACAAACUCCCAACUGGUACCUGUCACCUCAGAAGCUGCAGUUGUUGGAGCAGUUGCGGGUGAAUCGUGCAGCUCUGAAGCCUGCGCAGCUGCAGAUGUUGGAGCAGUUGGAGGCUCAGCUGUCAGCCAUGAAUCUACACCAGCAGCAGAUGCGUAACAGCUCUUCUGGUCAGAUUCGACCCUCUCUCACCAACGGCCCCUCAGCCGAGUCGUCACUGCCUGCUCACACCGCUCCUCGCAGCCCGGCCCUGAGACCGCCCUGGCCCUUCCUGCCCAGCCCCGCCCCACGCACCGCCCCCCAGCCCUCCCCUUCAGUCGGCAAUAAUCACACACCAGGAAGCAGAAGUAACAGAGAUGUGCCUUACCUGCAGCCCAACACACUACCUCACAAAUGCACAAGCCCAGGAGAAGCGUGGAAGAGCCAGCAACAUCUGAACUCCUCUCAGGGGCUUCAGAAGAGUCCCGGGUCUCAGUCGGCAUGUCCUAAUGGAGACCGGCACCUCUCCUCCAGUGCUUCGGCCGACGGCUCUCACAAUCAGGUUGGACAUUCCUCCACGACCCCCAGCGACCCUUCGGAGCCAGCUGUCAAUCAUUUGUCCUCGUCCUCCCCUUCCUCCGCGUCCUCACCCGCGUCUUCUUCCUUGCACACGGCUACCUCAGGUGCUCCGACCGGCACCGCCCCGACCAAAGAGAGCGCAGCCACGCAGGGCAACGCCUCCACUGCCACAAACCACCACAGUCCCCACUGCUCGCUCACGCCCGCCUCACCCACCGCUCGUUCCGCAGACAAUCCGCAGCUCUCGGCUCUUCUAGGUGGGAAGGAUGGUCUCGCCGCAUCCUCCAUGGUCAAUCACGUCCACUCGAGCGGCGUGUCUUCGCCCGUCUCUGCCCUGUUCACCACAUCUCCUUCGCCGCGCUCCAUAGAGCCCACGGGCAGCCUUAACGAACCAGGCUCUGCCACGCCCGGACCGCCGCCCACCGUCACAGUUAAUGGCAGUGGAGGCGGAGCCUGUUCAGAAGACUCUCGGAGCCCGCUGAAGGCGGAGCCGCCUGAACUCUGCAUCAGAGCACCUCAUAGACCCGCCCACUCAUCAUCCACCGUGUCCAUUUACCCCACAUCAGCUGACGUCCUGAAGGCCUGCAGGAAUCUUGGUAAGAAUGGUCUGUCGAGCAGCAGUAUCCUGCUGAAUAAAUGUCCACCGCCGCGUCUCCCUCCGCCCCCUUCACCCCCGCUGCCGAAAGACAAACUCAACCCCCCCACGCCCAGCAUCUAUCUGGAGAAUAAACGAGACGCGUUCUUCCCGCCACUACAUCAGUUCUGCACAAACCCGUCCAAUCCCGUCACUGUCAUACGUGGCCUCGCCGGAGCGCUCAAACUCGAUUUGGGCUUGUUCUCUACUAAGACACUGGUGGAGGCAAAUCCAGAGCACCUGGUGGAGGUGCGGACGCAGCUGUGUCAGCCGGCUGAUGAGAACUGGGACGCGAGCGGCACGAGGAAGCAGUGGCGCUGCGAGAGCAGUCGAUCGUACACCACCAUCGCAAAAUUCGCGCAGUAUCAGGCUGCAUCCUUCCAGGAGUCACUGCGGGAAGAGAACGAGAAGAAAGGCCAGAAGGAGCUGUCAAACGAAAUGACAUCAUCAGACUCUGUCUCCAGCAGGCGGAAGGGUCCUUUAAAACAAAUCAAGUUUGGGACCAACAUUGACGUGUCCGAUGAGAAGAAGUGGAAGCUGCAGCUGCAGGAACUCAGUAAACUGCCUGCGUUUGCGCGGGUCGUGUCUGCAGGGAACCUGUUGAGUCACGUGGGUUACAGUAUUCUGGGUAUGAACACGGUUCAGCUCUUCAUGAAGGUGCCGGGCAGCAGAACACCAGGUCAUCAGAAACACAACAACUUCUGCGCAGUCAACAUCAACAUCGGCCCGGGCGACUGCGAGUGGUUCGCCGUGCCGGAACCGUACUGGGGCGUGAUGAGUGAAUUCUGUGAGAAGAACAACAUCAACUUCCUGAAGGGCUCGUGGUGGCCGAAUCUAGAGGAUUUGUACGAGUCAAACGUGCCGGUGUAUCGCUUCAUCCAGAGGCCUGGAGAUCUGGUGUGGUUGAACACGGGAACGGUUCACUGGGUUCAGGCCAUCGGCUGGUGUAAUAACAUCUCAUGGAAUGUGGGGCCUCUGACGGCUUAUCAGUACAAACUAGCUGUCGAGCGCUACGAGUGGAACAAACUCCAGAGUGUCAAAUCUGUGGUUCCCAUGGUGCAUCUGUCCUGGAACAUGGCGAGGAACAUCAAAGUGUCCGACCACAAGCUGUUUGAGAUGAUCAAGUUCUGUUUACUGCGGACACUCAAACAGUGUCAGAGCAUUAAAGAGGCGCUGGUGGCUGCUGGGAAAGAGACGAUUUGGCACCGAAGAAGCCGUGACGAGCCGGCGCAUUACUGCACCAUCUGUGAGGUGGAAGUGUUCAACCUUCUGUUCGUCACGAGUGAUAGUUACUCCAGGAAGUCUUGUGUGGUUCACUGUCAGGAUUGCGCUCGGAAGGGCAGCGGUGAUCUCGAUGGGUUUGUGGUGUUGGAACAGUUCAAGAUGGAGGAUCUCAUGCACAUUUAUGACCAGUUCUCAUUAGCGCCUGCGCUCCAUUCAUCUUCAUCUUGACAUCGUCACAUUACAGGAACUCUACAAAUGGACCAUUUCUGAUAUUCAGGAUCGUCGCGAUGGCUGGUCACCAUAGCGACCAGGGACUGCGACUGAAGUGGCUGUGCGUGUCUAUGCAACCUGUUUAUAAACCGCAGUGUGUCGUUGUGGCCUACAGGGGGCGUAGCAGGUGAAAUUCCUCUACGGAUGUUUUCCUGAACGGCCCCUCGACGCGCUACACAAAUGAAUCAAACAAACUGGGGAGGAAUUGUGGGCCAAUGAUUUUUGUACAUAUGAUCUGCCACAACUGGCAUCGUCACUUCAAGACUACUGACACGAGAGGUUCUUUUGUAUUUUGUUAAUGCUGAAAUGUCUUUGUCACAAGGGUCGCCUUCACAGGAAGGAGCGCUAGUCUAGCUUUUUGUACGGUAGAUAGCGAUUUUAUGACGACUUUGGAUGGCAAAAUCUACAAACAAAAAAAAAUAUUUGUAAUGUGAAGAAUUAGGUGAUAUAAUUUUGUACUGCUUUUAUGUUUAUCUGUGUUCUUAUUUUAAAACCAUGUUUGAUAUUUUUGGUUUCUUGGGGGGGAAAAGGACAAAUUGUGGGAAAAAAUGAACGGCCAAGUCACACAGAGUGAAAUGGGUUGCACAUUGAAUUAGGAAUAAAGUUGAAAUUGUGAUUCUCCCCCCCCCCCAUUUGUUUUUGUUUCUAAUCCUGAUGUACAUUUACACUAUUUAUAAAUACAUAUUUAUUGCUUGAAGAUAUUUGUGGAUGGAAUGCUGUUAUUUUUCCCAGAGUACCUGCCAUUAAAUCUGAAGGAGUUUGUUCAUUUAAACUACUCCUGCAUUUUCUAUAUAGAAUUAAACGGCUUAGUAAGCAUUGUACAGAAACUAUAAAAAUGUUUUAUGUUUGAAGAAUGUUUUUUGAGUUAUUAAACAAGCUGUCAACAUAUAUUCAUGCACAUUUUGCUUGUAUUGAAUAUGAUGUGCAGACAUGUGAAACACUUUUA